This is a messenger RNA of Wyeomyia smithii (pitcher-plant mosquito), 7632 nucleotides long. Its product is annotated as RNA-directed DNA polymerase from mobile element jockey. Lineage: Eukaryota; Metazoa; Arthropoda; Insecta; Diptera; Culicidae. Gene Ontology annotation, molecular function: RNA-DNA hybrid ribonuclease activity; nucleic acid binding. The transcript is spliced from 5 exons. The coding region runs from base 4774 to 7542 and encodes 922 amino acids. The record is from RefSeq and is a predicted model, not a curated record.
UGAAGAUAUUUGAAUGGAAAUGCGAACCAUAACUUCUGCCCCGAUAAAAUACUCGCUGUGCGGUUCGUGAUUGGUGCAGUGGAAAUAAUAAGCAGAUACUGGCAUCGCCAUGAAAACGGCUGCUGCUACAUUUUUGUAACUACAGCUGAUUCUGAAACGAUGCUGUGUAGAUACCUACAACUUUGUAGGUGAACAUAUUACCAUGGCAAUGGCAAUUAUAUGUUUCAUUCGCCCGAGAAAUAUUAGUGAUAGUGAUUGCAUUUGUCAUUUGAAAAACGAUUCUGUAGCACUAUCCUUUUUGAAAGGUAUUGAACUAAGACCGAUUGCACACUAGGAAUCAAACUAAACAUGGAUUUGGAAUCUGCUUCGAAGCAAGGUUUUUACAAUCAGAAAGACGUUUUUCUGUUGCUGUUUGCUAUCUGCCAUUAUUCGUCGUUUACCAAGCAUUUCGAAAAUAUCGCUAAUAUGGGUAAACCGAAAACGACGAUAAACAAAAAUAUAGUGGUAAACUCAGGCAGCGUUGCUAUUGAAAAGAUUUUGAAGUAGGAAUACGUCUUUCUUCACUAUACUCGGGUAUAUUCUGUGAAAACAGAAAUGAACACUUGUUCUUGGUUGGCGGAACAGAAGUUUUUGAACGCCAAUAGCUCUCAAAUAACUGUACCGAUUUUAACAAUUACUCGAAAUAAAGGUUUUGGCAUUUGGUUCGGUUAUUUCACAACUAAAUAAAAAUUUUUUUUUGAGUUAGAUCAACGUGACACAUUCCAUUCUUUGACAAUGAAAAUAUUGGACGAAUAAUUUGGCAAAAGAUUUUUUCCUGUUACGUAACACUGAUUUCAUCUGCUCCCACUGCUAUGUAACAGUUCGUAACACUAGGCGGAACCCCCUAACUCUACGAGCGUUACGUAAGUUGGAGAUGGAACCUUAGCCAUUUUUUGAAUAUCUUUUUCAGUUAAGAAAAUGCCAUUUUGCAUGUGCAAGCAUUUUGCUUGUUUUUAAUUAACCGAUGUGCUUCGAGCGGCAAAUAAAUAAAAUAGAUUUGUGCAUCCGGAAGCGUCACUCUUUCAACAAAACUUAUUGUUUAACGAGAGAGUAGUUUUGUAUGCAAUGUGUCAACUUAAUUCAUCAUGUAGUGUUACUUUGCGCGUUAACUGUACGAAAUAAUCCGUUGUUUCGUUCAGUUCAUCAGCGCGCAGCUGUAAUCGGCAGGAUCCGCACUACACUAUAAUCAGCUUCAUUCUUGCGUCUUCGCAUGUCUGCAUAAGCAUACUGGGCAAGUAGCGCUUUACCAAUAUAAACAAUUGUAUUAGGUAGUGAAGACAACCGUACGGAAUUUGCAGAGGCGAGCUUGGAUUUAAUGAUUCGUUUACGUACACGAGCGCAAUUCAGACUCAGUAAAUUUCUGUAGACAAUUUAAUAUCCACAAUAGCAACACAUACGUUUUGUUGACCAGGGAUUGUUGUAGGAGCAUUCCUAGUGUAUCGAUUUUCUAGUGAUUGGAGUGAAUUUAACAUUUCCAGACAGCUGCAAUUCCAAUUGACAAACGUCAAAACCAUGAGACGAAACAAAAAUAGUGACGAUGGCGAACAGCGUAAGCAGCUUUUUUAGCCAGAGAUCAAAAAUUUAUUUGAGCAUCCUGAAAGCGAUUGCAUCGAUACAGUGACAGGGAUCAUCUAUAGGUUUAUCUUAUUCUUGAAUUAAAAAUCUAGAAUAAAAUAAAAAUGAAAAAUCUAAAAUAAAAAGAAGUCUCUUGAAUUUAUUGUGAAUUUAUAUAAUUAUCCAAUUGACCGACAUUUCGUAUCUCAAACAUAAGCAUAUCAACAAUGAUGAACAUCAUAGUCUUUUCGGCAGCCGAGCAGGAAAGUCGUUUUUCUUGAGUGCUCUGUGAAUUACCGAAAUUAAUAUCUCGCUUCUUUCUAGCGUUGGUGUUGUGUGGCGUGCGAAUACGCGUCGUUAUUGGUGGGGGAGCCCCGACUGCCGAACAGCGCCAGUGGUAGUGGUGCUAAGCGGCGCGAUUGCUGCGUGCGCGUGUGAAGGUGGUGAGUCGUGCUUGUUUUGGCGCGAGUGCUGAAAGGUGUCGUGCUGGUCCAGCAUCAGCGUAGGUCGAUUCCCGCAGCAGAGGAGUACGGAGCUGUGGUAGUGGUUAGUUGGCGCGUGUGCUGUGGAACCCUGACGGGAGAAAAGCGUACGGCGUCGCCGCUCUGCAGUUGAAGAGACAGCGCAAGCAGUGCUGCUGAUUCACAUACAUAUAAAGAUAAGUGACACAACCUUUAUAUAUAUAUUUUUUUUUUUUAAACUUUUUAUUUCCAUAUAUACAUACAGAUAUAUUUCGAUUUCGUAUUUCCUCUCCUAUUUAUAUAUAGUCAUACUCUUUAGCUUUAAAUAUAUAAGUAUUUCAAUAUAUUCCAUAUAUUAAUUAGUAGCGGCAUAUAGUUCACAACCGCUAUGGCGGUAGGUGGAUUGCCUAUUCCACCGGACAUCUCAUCUUGCUCAGAAGGUGACGAGCCCGGGAUGGAUUUUUCUGACAUCCCGAAUAAUGAAAAUAACGCUUUUUUCGAUGUCGUUAAAAAGCGUAAAAGACCCCGUAAAACUGCCCCGGUUAUCCCAUCGAGUAAAGAUGAGUCAACUCGGGUUAAAAUGUAUCAGGUUAACCAACCUGGUCUACGUUGGGUCGUGUAUUUCCGACCCAAAAACAAGCCUCUCAGAGUUUUACAGAUAUGCAAAACUCUAAAGGAAAAGUACUCGAGCUUGACCGAGGUCUACAAGGUCAAAGCGGAUAGACUCAAGGCAACAUUCUCGGAUCCCCGACAAGCAAAUGCUGUCGUCCAGGAUCCAAAUUUCAAUAUCGAGUACCGCGUUUAUAUACCGGCACGCGUAGUUGAAAUAGAGGGUGUUAUAACCGAGGCUGACCUCACCGAAGAGGAUGUUGUGAAAGGUAUUGGAUGCUUUAAAAAUCCAUCCCUUCCUGAAAUAAAAAUCCUCGAAUGCAGGAGAAUGUAUUCGAAGGAUAAUACGGGCAAUUAUUCCCCAAAUGACUCGUUUAGAGUGACUUUUGAGGGAAAAGUACUCCCGGAUUUUGUCGAGCUCCACAAGCUUCGACUACCCGUGAGACUUUUCUUUCCAAAAGUCAUGACGUGUACGAAUUGUUUGCAGUUAGGGCACACGAAGACCUACUGCAACAAGAAACCUAAAUGCUCCAAGUGUGGUGAAAUCUCCGAGAUUAACCACGCUUGCGGCGAUCAAGAGACAAAAUGCUGUCUUUGUGGUGGUGAUCCACAUGAAGUCGAGGCGUGUCCAAAAUAUAAACAACGCUCAGAAGCGUUAAAAAAAUCGACAAAACAACGCUGUAAGCAGUCAUUUGCACAGAUGCUUAAGACUGCCUUACAGCAACAGGAAAACCCAUAUUCCAGCUUGGAACAUGACGAUCCCAAUGAUGAUGAAGAGGUAUAUCAACCUCUUCCGUCAAGUGGAGCCGUGCGUAAACGACCAAGCGUAUCUUCCCCCAAGCUUCCUAGAAAGGAGCAGAAGAAAACACAUAUAGAUACCCCAAGUGGUCCACCUUCCAAGCAAAAUAUUGCUAAGCCGUCACCUCCAGGAUUCAAGCUUAAUCCUGAGGGUAACAAUUUCGAUAAAGAGUUUCCCAAACUACCAGGAAAACAAUCUGCUUCCGCCAAAAAACAGACAUCGGAAUCUGAAAUACCGACCACUGAUGGACGUAUCUCAUUCAAAAUGAUCGUUGAAUGGAUAUUUACCACUUUUGGUCUAUCUGAUUCCCUCAAGAGUAUGAUUUCGGCUUGGCUUCCAACAAUUUGCAUGCUGGGUAAGCAAUUAAGCACCAAAUGGCCCCUCCUCGCGUUCGUAUCCUUCGAUGUCUAAAUUAGACAGCCGAAGUGACGAAUCGACAACAAGGAUCAUACAAUGGAACUGUAGAAGCUUGAUCCCCAAAUUAGAUAAAUUUAAACUCCUGCUUCACGAUAGCAAAUGCGAUAUUUUCGCGCUAUCUGAAACAUGGUUGUCAACUGAUACGACACUUGCCGUUCAAGACUUCAAUGUCAUCCGUUUAGACCGAGGAAACUCUUAUGGCGGAGUGCUCCUUGGUAUCAAAAAAUGCUACCCAUUCUUCCGAAUUCCUCUCCCAGCAAUUGAUGCAAUAGAAAUUGUUGCUUGCCAUAUAACAAUUGCUGGGGAGGGCCUCACUGUCGCAUCAGUCUACAUUCCGCCUAGAGCGGUUAUUAACCGGUUGCAGCUGUCACAAAUAACGGAACUGCUUCCGUCUCCACGCCUCAUCCUGGGAGAUUUCAAUUCUCACGGUACGGCGUGGGGCGCACCCAGGGAUGAUAGCCGCGCUGUUCUUAUUGAAAGCUUUCUCGAUGACUUCGAUAUGACCUUAUUGAACAUACCUGGGUUAGCUACGAGAAUUGCAAGGCCUCCAAUACGAGAGAGCACAUUAGACUUGUCGAUGUGUUCCUCCUCAAUGGCUUUGGACUGCAAAUGGGAGAUUAUUCAAGAUCCCCACGGUAGCGACCAUUUGCCAAUCAGUAUUUCGAUUAAGAGCAGGCUCCAUUCUGCUACCACAGUCGAAGUAGAGUAUGAUCUUACCCGGAAUAUUGAUUGGGAAAAAUUCUCGAACACAAUAUCCCAGGGUCUCGAAACAACGGAUGAGCUUUCUUCAUCCGACGAAUACAACUUCCUUGCAACAUUAGUGCUAGAUAGCGCGUUGCAAUCUCAGAAGAGGCCUGCCCCUGAGAACAAGUUGAAAAUUCGUCCCAACAAGCAAUGUGGGACAAAGAAUGCACCGAGAUAAAAAAAGCUCUAAAAGCAUCAUACAUAGCAUUCAGGGAUGGUGGUUCAAUUGAGCUUUAUGAUCAGUUUAGGGAGCUGGAAAUAAAACAGUCUAAGCUACACAAACUGAAAAAAAGAUCAUUCUGGCAAAAUUUCAUAAGCUCGUUACCCAGAGAUGCUUCUAUGAGCUAUCUCUGGAAUACGGCUCGAAAAAUGCGCAAUAGGUCGGACAGUAAUGAGGCUAAUGAAUACUCUGAACGUUGGAUCUAUGAUUUCGCGAAAAAGGUAUGCCCAGACGCUGUCCCAUCACAGCAAAAAUUUAGCGAUACAACAGCUAUUGAAGAAUCAGAAUUUACCAUGUUGGAGUUUUCAAUUGCCCUCGCGUCUUGCAAGAACAAGGCUCCAGGACCGGACAGGAUCAAAUUUAAUUUGAUGAAAAACCUGCCGGACUCGGCCAAGCUACGAUUUCUUAAACUGUUUAAUAAGCUUAUCAGGAACAAUAUGAUUCCGGAAGCUUGGAGACAGGUUAAGAUUAUCGCAAUCAAAAAGCCAGACAAACCUGCCGCAGAUCACCGCUCGUACAGGCCGAUUGCGAUGCUCUCAUGCAUACGCAAAUUGCUUGAAAAAAUGAUCCUGCGUAGACUUGACAACUGGGCAGAAACAACUAACCAACUAUCAGAGACCCAGUUCGGCUUCCGUAGGGGCAAGGGCCCUAACGAUUGCCUGGCAUUGCUAGCCACAGAAGCGGAAAUGGCUCUUGGCAGCAAACAACAAAUGACCUCGGUUUUCCUGGAUAUCACAGGCGCAUUUGAUUCAGUUUCAAUCGAAAUUCUUUCCGAGAAACUGCAUCAGAGAGGAUUCUCCCCUAUAUUAACAAACUUUUUGAUCAACCUGCUGUCUGAAAAGCAUUUACUUUUCAACCACGGUUCUUCAACAAUAACACGAACAAGCUACAUGGGUCUCCCCCAAGGCUCUUGUCUGAGUCCGCUGUUGUACAACUUCUACAUCAGUGACAUCGACACAUGCUUGACGGACGGCUGUACAAUGCGCCAGUUAGCUGACGACUGCGUUGUAUCAGUCACGGCGACUCUAGCUGUAGACAUGAAAAACAGCCUGCAAAAUACGCUAGAUAAUCUGACCGGUUGGGCCAGUUGUCUUGGAAUCGAAUUCUCGCUUGAAAAAACGGAGAUGGUAGUCUUUUCAAAAAAGCGACCACCACCUCGCUUCGAGCUAGUUCUGUCCGGAAUACCCAUCACUCAGUCACCUAGCUUCAAGUAUCUAGGAGUAUGGUAUGACUCUAAGUGCACAUGGGAAAAACAUGCCAAUUACCUGAAGCAAAGAUGCCAACCGAGAAUUAAUUUUCUUCGGAUGGUAACAGGAACAUCAUGGGGAGCGCAUCCAGAGGAUUUAAUACGACUCUACCAAACCACUAUUCUCCCCGUAAUAGAAUACGGCAGCAUAUGCUUCAGAGGAGUCGCAGCCUCACACAUGCUGAAGCUAGAGAGGAUACAAUACCGUUGUUUGCGUAUCGCUCUAGGCUGCAUGCAAUCGACACAUACCAUGUCCCUAGAGGUCAUUGCGGGAGUACUACCACUCAAAGAGAGGCUAUUCGAGUUGGCUCUUCGUUUCCUCAUCAGAUCGGAGAUAGCAAACCCAAUGAUAAUCGAGAACUAUGAGAGGUGUUUGGAAGUUGUUCAGAAACCCUGUAUGUCAGUAUACCAGCGGAUCAUGACCAUGGAGAUAAACCCUUCGGUUGUUGCUCCAUCCCGUGAGAUUUCAACAUCGCUCAACAAUUCUUCUGUUGUAUUUGAUUUGACGAUGAAACAAGAAAUCCAUGGAAUUCCCGAACACCUUAAACCAACAGUUGUGCCAUCAAUAUUUUCGGCAAAAUUCGGCCACCUCCCAGUACAGAACUCCUUUUUCACGGACGGAUCUGUGAUGGAUGGACAAUCCGGAUAUGGCGUUUUUAACACAGAUCAUCACAUAUCCCGCAAACUGGCACAGCCUUGCUCCAUAUAUGUAGCUGAAUUAGCUGCCAUACACAAUUCGCUGCGAAUUAUCGAGCUCAAGACACCAGGCAAUUAUUUCAUCUUCUCGGACAGCCUCAGUUCUAUCGAAGCUCUCCGAUCGAUUAAACCGGUCAAGCACCCGUCCUAUUUCCUUCCGGAAAUUAGACGGAUAUUAGAAGUGCUGGUUGAUCGGUCUUUCAUUAUCUGCUUUGUGUGGCUCCCCUCUCAUUGCUCAAUCCCAGGCAAUGAAGAAGCUGAUUUAUUAGCGAAAAGGGGUGCCAUAGAAGGAGAUAUAUUUGAUAGACCGAUCAUCUAUACCGAGUAUUUUCACCUGCCUCGACAACUGGCCCUGGCAAACUGGCAGGAAAAAUGGGAUAAAGACGAUCUUGGGCGAUGGAUGCACUCGAUUUCGCCCAAAGUGUCUACAAAAGCUUGGUUCAAAGGGUUAGAUUUAACUCGAGAUUUCAUUCGAGUUAUUUCGCGCCUAAUGUCCAAUCACUAUGUUGCAAACGCACACCUUUAUCGAAUAAACUUAGUCGAUAGUAAUCUGUGCGAAUGUGGAGGGUACGAAGAUAUAGAUCAUAUAGUCUUCGUAUGCCCUAAGUACCACAGAGCAAGGACCAAGCUUAUUGAUUCUCUCCGAAAACAGAAAGUGACAUUUACAAUGCAAGUACGGGAUGCGCUUGCUAGCCGCAACCCAGCGCUUGUAAUACCUAUUCAUGACUUUUUAAGAGAUAUCAAGUAUCGAAUUUGAUUAUCUCCUUGCUUCUUCUUCUUAUUUUUCCAACACAACCUCCAUCAAAAAGUUUCACACUAAUUCUGUUCCUUUUUUUUUUCUUUUAUU